Molecule: messenger RNA, 957 nt
Organism: Durusdinium trenchii
Lineage: Eukaryota; Dinophyceae; Suessiales; Symbiodiniaceae
Source: the annotation of a GenBank genome assembly
AUGCCAACGCCUGGAGGAAAGCCUUGUGAACCUUUGCACAAGGAGGAAAUUGUCCCCUGCAACACGGAGUCCUGCUCCCGUGGCGCCUGCAUCGAUGCUGUGUGGAAAGACUGGAGCUCUUGGGAGGCUUGUUCGAAGACCUGCGAUGGUGGCAUCACCUGGCGACACCGAACCUUGCGGCAGAAGGCCAACGAAUGCGGCCGUCCUGCCACAGGCGCCCUUGCACCGAAGGUGACGUUAGGACCCGGAACGCGGCGCUUGGAUGCGCGAAGCCUUAACAGGAAAUUGGUGCGAAGAGCAGACUUGACAUUCAGCAAGAAGGCAGUACUUGGCGCAGGUAUGGCCAUGGAGCAUGCUGCGUGCAACCGUGGCAUUCCCUGCGAGAAAGAUGUGGACUGCGAGAACGGCAAGUGGUGUGUGGGCCCGUUGAAGCAGACUGCGCCAUGCCCGAGCGGACCGGAUUGUUUUGGAGGUCCUCCAGUGGACUGCGAGGUGAGCAACUGGGAUGAAUGGGAUGUGUGCUCAACGACGUGCGGCCCGGGACAGAAGAUCCGAUCAAGGAGAAUCCUUCAACGGCCAGAAAAUGGGGGCAAGUUCUGCGACGGUGAAUUGACUGUGACAGAGUCCUGCAACAAUGCUCCAUGCCAUACCUGCACGCCCACUGACUGCAUGUGGGGUCAAUGGGAGAUGUGGGGAGCUUGCGACAAGUGCGGUGGCCAGAGGAAGCGCUUCCGAAGAGUCACCGUCCAAGCAGACUGCGGAGGUCGCAUCUGCGAGAGGGACUUCGCCGAGGAGAUGGGGAACUGCACAAGGAUCUGCCAUACACCCACCUACUGCACCUCAGAUUGCACGGAAGAUGGGGCACAGUCGUUUUGGCAGGGGUCUGGGCAGGCUAAAAUCGUGGUGCUUUGGCGAUUGCAGGCCACAAUAGGUACACCAAGAGGAAGACUGCCUUGA